CCGGGCAUCCGUCCUGUGGAGUUCCCUUCAGUCGAGAAAUGAAUGAAUAGGGAUCUAUCCGUCGGUUGAUUGUGCGACCAACCCUCUCCAGAAUAUUGCGAUGCCCAUACCACCAUUAUAUAUCGUCGUGGUGACACUGUUGAACUGGAUUCCUCAAUUAUUGGCCCACGAUUAUGUCUUAAUGCGAACAAAACGUGAAAAUGUGUGGCACGACCGACCAGAGCCUUUCGCACCUGCUGGAUUCACACCGAAGGGUGAGAUUCGAUCACCAAUUAUGAUGGAAUUACGUCGGGAUCUCACUCCGGCCAAUGGCCCAAGUGGUCUAUGUGGCGUAUGCACCCGGGUCUAUCGCGUGCUACACGACACUUCGCUAUCAGCUCAGGAAGAAUGCAGACGACACAACUCCAGGCAGUCAGUUUUAGGAGAUAUUACGGAGUUUUAUCACACGCUUAUCGAAAGCAGACAGUUCAAUCGAACCCUGGAAUUUCCGCUGGCAGACCUGUUCAACCGCUUCUCACUUCGAGCAAGCUUCAUGUACUUGGAUUCGAGACGAAACGAACCCGCUGUGCUUAUCGAAGCGACGCAACAAAGUACACACGUGUUGUGCGUGGAGUCUAUCAAGUGUCCGGAGACCACUACAACUCCUGUCCUUGUUACAACGCAGAGUGCAGUGCUUCUGUCUCCAGCCCAGCAAUCCCAGAUUGCUGCGGAUUCGGAAUCAAACGAGGCCAAACCAACUCAGGUGAAAGAUAUUAGCGGAGUCUCAGGUCUGGAAUCUAAACGAGCAGAUAGUUCGGGAGAGCCGUUUUGGGAUGCCCUGUUGAACGGAACAGAGGCGAAAAGCUGGUUCCUGGCUACUGUCUCACUCUCUUGUCUCUGUUUUCUUCUUUUGAUCCUCCUCCUCAUAUCAUGGCUCUAUAUUUGUCGAAUACGUCGGUUGUACGCCAGACGCCGCUGUCGUGGUACCUGCCGUUUUGGAUGCCGUUGUCCCAUUGAAGUGGUUCGACAAACGGUGAAUGAUGCAGCUGUUUUUGGGCCGCUAGACUCACAGAACGCCCAGCUAUUCACAAGCCCAAUGACUCCUCAGGGCAACGGAUCAAUACGUAGUGGCAGUGGAUUUGGUGCUGCAUUAUACUCUGGUGGAACAAUGACUUCAAGCCGAUGGGGUUCAAAUGGGGGGACAAAACUGGGAUCACCGAUAUACGUAUCUUUGGCAAGCGCUCCUGAGAAAACUUCCUUGAUGGCACCCACUACCAACUGCCUCGUCGGCCCAGUAAGGACAAUGACCAUAGGUCCCGGAGGUUUGGACACGUCUAACGGAGGUAGCACAUGGGGCCAACCGAACAAUCCCCGUCUCCCAGCGCAUUCUAACCGACGGCGGCUAUCACAGGAUGUGAUUUGUCGCAGCACGAGCGAUGGAUCCACUGUUUCUGGACAUCCUGUUUCGAACACUUGCUCCAAAGUCAUCGGAACCAGUCACCCAAGAUCCGGACUGGUCAUAGGACACGGCUACAUCGGUAGCUGCUCCAAUACAAACAACAAUAAUUGCAUCAGCUCAUCUACAGCUGUACAGCCAGUGCUGAUUAAUAAUGUGAAUAAUGGUCAACUGGACUCUGUCGGUUAUUAUCAGCCACCUCCAACAGUGUACAACUAUUCAGAUAUGGCUGGUGGUGGUGGUGGACGUACAGGGGGGAUCAGCCCGUCGAUGACACAAUCUCCAACACAGUUGACAAAUCGCAAGUCUUCCGACCGCGUCUAUUACGGACAAUCAUUGAACCUCAGCGCCGGAUCACCGGGACCUGUGGUAGAAGAGGACGAGGUGGAACACACUUCUUCAUUCUUUCCACUGGACCAGUUUCAUGGGACUUCUGAGAAUCAUCAGCUGGCAGGAACUUGCAGUACGUUCAACUCUUAUGCCUCUGAUCCCGUGCAACGGACUAAUCCCUAUCCAUUACGUGAAUCGGAGGGGGACCUGCUAAACAUCACACCACCAUCGGGAUUCUAUGAGCCGAAUUCCACUAGUGGUGACUCCGGGAUGGUUAACGGGGGUCUCACGUCAUCCAGCAUUCGGUCCAACAGUCAAACUGGCCCCACUACUUUCAGCACACGUUCUUUCCUCUCAUCCGUCAAUCCCAAACUUGGCAGUACAAUGGGCCAGGCAGAUUGGAAACCAGUUCCCAUGACUUCAGUAUCUGGUCAGUCCUCCGGAGAAAUGGUUGGCAUGGUGGAUAUGGAGAGCGUCUCACGAUUACCCAUGACGAACAACGGUGCAGAUCAGUUCCAAAAGAAAACCGCCUCUCUUACCGAUAACAACAACUUAUCAACCGGUUUGAUUCAAAAUCAAAAUCAAGUUCCACCCCACAGGAUUUACACCGCCUACGAGCGCAUGCUCUAACUUUCCUUCCAGUGUGGAUAGUUUAUACUUUCUCUCUCUCUCUCUCUCUCUCCCAUCGCUCCACUCUCCUCCCUCUAUCCUAUUUUCCGUUUUCUAUGCUUCCUUUCAGUUCAGUUCGCUUUGCUAUCUGGGCUUAUUCUUGUUCAUCACCGAGACAGUUUAGGCAGAGGCACCUUUUACAGUUGCUGCGAAACACUAGGGUUUUUUCCUUGGUGAAGCAUCUUGUACAUACAUACCGCUCUGAUUGUUUCUCUCCUUUAAGUAUACAAGUACUUAGGAUCAUGGCUUUCAGCUUUUUCAACUAAAGAACUAGGUGUUUUAAUCCACCCUCUGUCUAGGUAAUUGACCUACCGCCCAGCGCCGUUUGCAUUUACAGUACCCAUCUAACUUUAUUUUGUACCGUGAUGUUUUUGCGGUUAUCCACAAAGCUCUUGUUCAUUUUGUGUUCUAGCGUAUAGGUCUUGCAGGUGCACAUCUCUUAAAGUGAUUUCAUUCGCUUGAGUACACUGCCGCUGUCCUCACAUUGCUGUAAAUUCCGGUUCGUUUUGCCGUUUUUCACACACCUAUCCACUUAAAUCAUGGUCUGAUUCUGGCUUCCCACCCUCUUCGAUACUUUUGUCUGGGUCCCACUCAUGGCCCGAAAAACUGGCGCGUGAUACAACACUGCCAACAGGAUCUACCUACUCAUCCAUCCUGGAAUUCAUUCUUUCAUCUUUUUAUCUCGUUCGUACAGAUUGAUAAGUUGAUUCACAAAAAUUACAUCUAUG
This is a messenger RNA of Opisthorchis viverrini, 3162 nucleotides long. RefSeq lists its product as hypothetical. The transcript has 3 exons. Lineage: Eukaryota; Metazoa; Platyhelminthes; Trematoda; Opisthorchiida; Opisthorchiidae. Bases 101 to 2395 code for a protein of 764 amino acids. The record is from RefSeq and is a predicted model, not a curated record.